Emiliania huxleyi CCMP1516 is the source of this 549-nucleotide messenger RNA. RefSeq lists its product as hypothetical. The transcript has a single exon. Gene Ontology annotation, molecular function: protein binding. Lineage: Eukaryota; Haptophyta; Isochrysidales; Noelaerhabdaceae. The annotation marks the transcript as partial. The record is from RefSeq and is a predicted model, not a curated record.
AUGGAUCCCGCGCUGGAGCGCUCCUUCCGCGGCCACAAGGACGGCGUCAGCUCCGUCUCGUUCAGCCCCACCAUGAAGCAGCUCGUCUCGGGCGGCCUCGACGGGACCGUGAUGGUCUGGAACUUCAAGAUGCAGAUGCGCGCGUUCCGCUUCGUCGGCCACAAAGCCGCCGUCACCUCGGUCGACUUUGCACCGUCCGGCUCGCUCAUCGCCUCGGGCUCGCGCGACCAGACCAUCCGGCUGUGGGCGGCGAACGUCAAGGGCGAGAGCGUCUCGAUCCGCGCGCACACGGCGCCCGUCAACUCGGUCGCGUUCUCGGGCGACGGGCAGCAGCUGGUCACGACGUCGGACGACAAGUCGGUCAAGGCCUGGUCCAUCCCGACGCAGCGCUUCAAGCACUCGUUCUCGGGCCACACCAACUGGGUGCGCGACGCCGCCUUCUCGCCCGACGGCAGGAUGCUCCUCUCUUCGGCCGACGACAAGACGGUGCGGCUGUGGGACGCGCGCUCGCGCGCGUGCAGCCACACCUUCUUCGACCACUCCGACAAC